Messenger RNA from Glycine soja, 597 nucleotides. RefSeq lists its product as uncharacterized. The coding region runs from base 68 to 499 and encodes 143 amino acids. NCBI's taxonomy places the organism in Eukaryota, Viridiplantae, Streptophyta, Magnoliopsida, Fabales, Fabaceae. The record is from RefSeq and is a predicted model, not a curated record. The transcript has a single exon.
UUUUCCGAAAAAGUGUUUGUCACUUGACCAAAACUCUCUCUCUCUCUCUGAUCAGUUUUCCACAGACAUGGCCAAAUCCUCCACCACCACCUUUUCAACUCCUUCUUCAAAUCAAAACCAAACUCAUAAUUACAACACUUCAAAAAAAUCGCUUCUCAACUUAGACCCACUAUCCGUCAAAACCUCUUCUUACACUUCUCUCAAAGACGUGCUUCCUUUCUCCACCACCGCAGCCGUCAACUCCCCUGCCGCGAGCCACCACCACCACGUGUUCAUCCGGAACCGCCUCGUGAAGCAGGCCGCGUGGGCCUACCUCCAGCCCAUGUCCACUUCCCCCAGCGGCCCAUCAGGCCCACACUUGUUCCGCCGCCUUCACAACAACAACCCUCUCGCUGCGUGUCUCAGCUUCAUAUAUCAUCACAUAGUUCCCUCUCUCACCCGAACCCUACACCGAAUGCUCCACGCUAUCCCUUGCUUCAUUCGUGUAAUUCAAGAAUAGCACAGAAUUAGUAUUUGUACUUUGUUUCUUUCUCUUUUUUUUUAUCCCAGCUCCUAUAGUAUCAACCAAUUAAAAAUAUCAAAAUAAAAUUCUAGCUU